AUGUCUCAACAAAAGGAUCUACCAUAUCAAGUAUCAGAGAAGGUCCUAUGCUACCAUGGACCAUUGAUAUACGAAGCCAAAAUUUUAAAAGCAGAGUAUUUUGAGUCUAAAAAUGCUAGUUCUGGGGUAACCGGACAGCAUUACUAUAUCCAUUAUAAGGGAUGGAAGAAUACGUGGGAUGAAUGGGUUGAGGAAUCCCGCAUAUUAAAAUAUAACGACGCAAAUCUAUCUAAGCAAAAGCAAAUUAAAGAAAUGUACAAGUCCAAAAAAUCAUCAACUAACGUUAUUAUGAGGAAACCGACUUUGGACUUGACAACUACUAGCACUGUGAGUGCUGCUACUUCAAAUAUCGAAAAAGGAAAGAAGAGAAAAAGAGAGUUGUCAAUUGAGGGAAAGGAAGAUUCAACAAAAAGACCCAUGAUAACAUUAACCGUUCCCGAACAGUUAAUGGCAAUAUUAGUAAAGGAUGCAACAUAUAUUGCUAAAUCACAAAUGCUUGUUCCAUUACCGCGCAAGCCAUCUGUGAUCGAUAUUACGAAUCAAUACAUUCAGUAUCGUCGGGACGGUAAAGGAAAUCAGACGUUAGUGGAAGGCAUCAUGGAAGAAGUAUUACGAGGACUGCGAUUGUACUUUGAUAAAUGUCUUGGUGCACGUUUGCUCUAUAAAAUAGAGCGAUCACAGUAUAAGCAAAUGAAAAUUCAACAUGAGGAUCUCAGUAAUUGUGAAAUAUAUGGCUUUGAACAUUUACUACGACUGUUUGUCCAAUUACCGGCGAUUAUAUCUCAAGCGAACCUUGGAUCAGAUGUCAGCGGAUCUCUCAAAUUGUACAUAGAUGACUUUCUAAACUUUCUCAAAGAAAAUGUCAAAGAAUACUACACUGUGGAUUAUAGAAAGAUCGAGUAA
Molecule: messenger RNA, 903 nt
Organism: Paraglomus occultum
Lineage: Eukaryota; Fungi; Glomeromycota; Glomeromycetes; Paraglomerales; Paraglomeraceae
Source: the annotation of a GenBank genome assembly